ACUUCUCUCUCAGACCAAGCAAUUAUUUAGUACACUCCUUAGUUUUAUCUUCUUCAUCACUAUUUUUGUAUAACACCAAAACCCCACCUCUCAGACACCACAGCCAUUGUUCUAAAACCAAAAAAAAAUGGGGAGAGGAAGAGUGGAGCUGAAGAGGAUAGAAAACAAGAUCAACAGACAAGUGACCUUCUCUAAGAGAAGAAAUGGUUUGCUUAAGAAAGCUUAUGAGCUUUCUGUUCUUUGUGAUGCUGAGGUUGCUCUUAUCAUCUUCUCUAGUCGUGGCAAGCUCUACGAGUUUGGCAGUUCAGGUAUGAGCAAGACCCUUGAGCGAUACCAGCGUUGCUGCUUUACUCCUCAAGACAACAGCCUUGAACGCGAAACACAGAAUUGGUACCAAGAGGUAACCAAGUUAAAGGCAAAAUAUGAAACACUGCAACGCACUCAAAGGCAUUUGCUUGGAGAAGAUCUCGGACCAUUGAAUGUUAAGGAGCUGCAAAACCUUGAGAAACAGCUUGAAGGAGCUCUUGCACUGGCUAGACAAAGGAAGACACAGAUCAUGAUAGAACAAAUGGAAGACCUCCGCAAAAAGGAGCGUGAGCUUGGAGACCUUAACAAACAGCUGAAAAUCAAGCUAGAGGCAGAAGGACAAAACCUCAAAACAAUCCAAGGUUUAUGGAGUAGUGGUGCAGUAGCUGAAACUAGCAACUUUCCUCUGCAUCCUUCUCACCCACAUCCUAUGGAUUGUGAUCAUGAACCUGUUCUGCAAAUAGGGUACCAUAACUUUGUUCAGGCUGAAGGAUCUUCAGUCCCAAAAAGCAUGGCUGGUGAGACCAACUUCAUCCACGGAUGGGUCAUUUGAGCCCUCUCCUAAAAACAACACAGCUAAAUAUAAUAUAUAUAUAUAUAUAUAUAUAUAUAUAAUAUUUUUCUGAUUUUGUCUCUUGUUUUUUGUUUGGGAUUUGUAAUAUUGCCAUCAUAUAUAUAGAGAGAGACAGCUUGUUCAAGUGUACAACAUAAGAAAACAUGCAUGGAUCUUAAGGAGCAUUUCUCCUCUAUUGUGAUAUAUACUGCUUUUUACUGUUA
This is a messenger RNA of Gossypium raimondii (Peruvian cotton), 1083 nucleotides long. RefSeq names its product agamous-like MADS-box protein MADS3. The record is from RefSeq and is a predicted model, not a curated record. Lineage: Eukaryota; Viridiplantae; Streptophyta; Magnoliopsida; Malvales; Malvaceae. The transcript is spliced from 8 exons. Bases 128 to 859 code for a protein of 243 amino acids. Gene Ontology annotation, cellular component: nucleus. Gene Ontology annotation, biological process: positive regulation of transcription by RNA polymerase II. Gene Ontology annotation, molecular function: protein dimerization activity; DNA-binding transcription factor activity, RNA polymerase II-specific; RNA polymerase II cis-regulatory region sequence-specific DNA binding.